GUAAAACAACUUCCAUUAAUUUAAAGUAAUUAUAAUAAUACCAUCGCGAAAUAAACUAGAUAAAUUUAAUUAUGGACUCAUUAUUAUCAACGUUAUUCGCAACCGCGCUAAUAAUUGUUCUGGUAAUAAUAAUGAUUUAUCAUUACAAUAGAUUAGAUUUAUAUAAAGCAGGGUAUAAAAUACCAGGGCUUUGGCCGGUAUUACCAAUUAUCGGAAAUGCUCAUCUUUUUUUUGGUAGCGUCGACAAAUUUAUUAGCAGAAUCAUUUUAUUAGAUGAAUUUGAAUUUUCACCGAUCAGAUUUUGGCUGGGAAAUAAAUUGUGCGUUGUUUUAUUUGAUCCCGAUCAAAUGAAGGCAGUUUUUCGUAGUCCAAAAACUAUCGAAAAGGAUGGAUUAUAUAAAAUUCUACAUCCUUUUAUCGGCACAGGAUUAUUAACAGCUCCUGCAAACAAAUGGAAGAUCCGUCGUAAAUUGAUAGUUCCAGCUUUUCACCCAAAAAUACUUGAAUCCUUCGUGGGAGUGAUGAAUGAACAAUCCAAUAUUUUGGUAAAAAUUUUGGAAUCCCAAAUCAACAAGGAUGAAUUCGAAUUGUUUCCUUAUAUAUCACGUUGCACUCUCAACAUAAUUUGUGAAACAGCGAUGGGAGUAUCUGUAAAUGUACAAACUAGCAGAGAUUCGACUUAUGUACAAGCACUUAACAGACUUAAAGCAAUAUUUGCCCACCGAAUGCUGAAAAUAUGGUUGCACUUUGAUAUAAUUUUCAACUUAACAAAAUUAUCAAAAGUCCACAAAGAUUGCAUAAAUUUUUUGCAUAAUCAUACAAAUAACGUUAUCGAAAAAAAACGAAAACUAUUUUCUGAAAUAAAAAAUAGUGAAGAUGAUGUUACGCAAACGGGUGGGUCUAAAAGAAAAAUUUAUUUGGACUUAUUAAUGGAAAUGUCAAACGAAGGAUCAAAACUUACAAACGAAGACCUAAGAGAUGAAGUCACUACUCUGAUAACUGCUGCUAAUGAUACAACUGCAAUUGCCAAUACGUUUUUUAUUUACAUGCUUGCUAACUUUCCAGAUGUACAAGAAAAAUGCUACGAGGAGCUUGUGGAGAUAUUUGGUACCAAGACAAACGACAAAAAGGAAAUAGAGAUCAAAGAUCUCAACCGAAUGAAAUAUUUAGACCGAGUUAUUAAAGAAACAAUGCGACUUUUUCCUCCAGUACCAGUUUUGAUCCGAGAAGUGAGCGAUGAUUUAGAUAUUGGAGGAGGAUACACACUACCAAAAGGCACUGCUGCCAUUUUAUCAGUAUCAAAACUUCAUCGCUCUGCAAAUUUCUGGGAGGAUCCUCUUAGAUUCAACCCUGAUCGAUUUUUAGCUGAACAGGUCGCACUACGGCAUCCUUUUGCUUACGUUCCUUUCAGCGCAGGUCCUCGAGGGUGUAUCGGCUGGAAAUACGGAAUGAUGAGCAUGAAAAUACUCCUAGCUACACUCAUACGAAAUUAUGUUUUUAUCAAAGACAAGCAUGUCAGCAUCGAGGAUAUUAAAGUCAAUGCUGACAUUUUUAUUAAAACUUUUGAGCCUAUUAGUGUCAAAAUUAAACUCAGACAAUAGAUUUCAUAGAAAAACUCUUUUUUUAUCAAGAAAUAAUAAGGUAAAAUAAAUAAUCCCUAAUU
This is a messenger RNA of Cotesia glomerata, 1663 nucleotides long. Its product is annotated as cytochrome P450 4V2-like. Bases 72 to 1601 code for a protein of 509 amino acids. NCBI's taxonomy places the organism in Eukaryota, Metazoa, Arthropoda, Insecta, Hymenoptera, Braconidae. The transcript has 6 exons. The record is from RefSeq and is a predicted model, not a curated record. Gene Ontology annotation, molecular function: oxidoreductase activity, acting on paired donors, with incorporation or reduction of molecular oxygen; monooxygenase activity; iron ion binding.